GCCGGAAGUCGUGCCGCAGCGGAAAGUGGAAAACUGUUCUGUUUGUUCGUCUCGGCUCCGGAUACGGGUCCUCCUUUACCCAUCACUAUGCCAGCGCUACUGGAGAGACCCAAACUGUCCAACACCAUGGCCCGGGCACUCCAUAGGCACGUCAUGAUGGAGCGGGAGCGCAAGAGGCAGGAGGAGGAGGAGGUGGACAAGAUGAUGGAGCAGAAGUUGAGAGAUGAACAGGAGAGGAGGAGGAAGAAGGAGAUGGAAGAGAGGAUGUCCUUGGAGGAGACCAGGGAACAGAUCAUGAAGCUCCAGGACAAACUGAAUUCACUACAGGAGGAGAAGCACCAACUGUUCCUGCAACUGAAGAAGGUUCUUCAUGAGGAGGAGAAGAGGAGAAGAAAGGAGCAGAGUGACCUAACAACCCUGACAUCCGCUGCUUAUCCUCAGGGCAUGGUCAUGCACACAGGAGCCCACCUCCUCAAUAUGCAAGGCAGCCCAGGAGGACAUUCCCGAGCCACCAGUCUCAUGUCAGAUCGAGCCAAGCAGAUGUUUGGAGCCCCAGUCAUUGCUGGGCGCCACUACUCUUCCCAGACAUCGUUCAGCCCAACAGCAGCAGAACACGGCCAGUACCAGAGCAGCCAAUCCAGCCACGGCCCUUACACUGUAAGCCAAUCACAGCACAGCUUUGCAGCAGGACAGGCUGGCCCAGUUAACUAUGCAGGGAGUCAGCCAAUAAGAGGUCCCUCUGCCUUCCAGACAAUGCAGUACCUGUCCCACCAGCAGCCGGGGUACAGCAUGCACAGUCACUAUACUGGCCCCCACGCAGGUUUCAUGCCCACCAGCACGGGGAUCCCUCUGCAGAAGCAGCUGGAACAUGCCAACCAGCAGUCUGGAUUCAGUGACUCAUCCACCCUACGUCCCAUGCACCCCCAGGCUCUGCAGACUCUGCUUCCUGCACCACAGAUAACUGUGCCACUGCAGCCAGCCAAGUCUGCCCUGUCCUACAGCCAUCCCUCCCGCUCUGCCUCUCCGGGUGGAUACCCUCAUGGGACGCCCCCUCAGCAGCCCCACACGUCUGGAUUUCAGGCCUCCCCCCAGCAGAACCCCCGCCUCCCCUUCAUGCAACAUGGACAGAACCAGCGCUUUUACCACAAAUAAUGGCUCCACCUACAGAAGGGGGCGGGACUUGCUCCUAAUUUCUCUCCUGUCUGGCGCUUCUUGCCUAAUUCUGUGCCAGCUUUGUACCCCCAGGCGCUGCUAUACUGAAUAAAGUGCUUCUAUCUGGCUUGGC
Messenger RNA from Xenopus laevis (African clawed frog), 1285 nucleotides. RefSeq names its product G protein pathway suppressor 2 S homeolog (gene gps2.S). Gene Ontology annotation, cellular component: transcription regulator complex. Gene Ontology annotation, molecular function: transcription coregulator activity. Lineage: Eukaryota; Metazoa; Chordata; Amphibia; Anura; Pipidae. The record is from RefSeq and is marked provisional. Gene Ontology annotation, biological process: regulation of transcription by RNA polymerase II.